AUCAGGAAAGGUGAAGAGGACGAGAAGAAGAUGCACAGAGGAUUCUGCGAGGAGGUGUGAAAGGCUGAGCGCAGCGGGAAGUUCCGGCACAGUCCCAGAAACCCCGUGGAGACGGAUGGAAAGAAUGCAGACGAAAAGCGAAUCAAUCCCACUUCAUCCACAGCAGAGCGAAAUGUCAUCGUUGCCGCGCCGAAGUCACGAAGGCCUCCUCCAAGUCAUGAGUCACGCCGUGCGGCGAUGAUGCACUGAGAGGAAAAAGCGCAGGAUCGUGGGCUGUGAUCACCCCCGGAGGCUGCAGCGAAGGCAGAGACCUGAGAGUGGUGCAAGCAAGGUGAACUCAGUCGUCCACGUCCUUACCGGGGGUGGGGGGGAAAGGGUGCAAUCUUGACCCUCUGCAGGGGGGGAUCGGUGGAGAAAUCCAAACCAGAUCCGUAAACUAAAUUAUGGCCACUCUACUGCGGAAAAUCGGUCUGAUCCGCCUCCACGACCGCGACACCGAGGACCCCAAACACCACCAAGGCUCUUUAAAGGGCACCAAAGGAAACCAGAAAAACAACAAACACUGUCAGACGGCCAACGACGCCAACAUCCUCAGCACCCCGGAGAUUAAGGCCAGGAAGCUGGACCAGCACGGCAAGGACAAGGAGAAGCCGGGCAAGGAUGCCAAGGAAAAACCACAGCAGCAGCAGCAGCAACAACAACAGCAAACCGGAGGAGGCGGGAAUAAAAGCACCGGAGCCUCCUCCGUACCGCCGCUCGCCCCUCACCGGCAUCACUGCACCCAAGUGCGGACGCGCAGGCUGAUGAAGGAGCUGCAGGAGAUCCGGAGGUUAGGGGACAACUUCAUCACGGUGGAGCUGGUGGAGGACAACCUGUUCGACUGGAACGUCAAGCUGCACCAGGUGGACAAGGACUCGGCGCUGUGGCAGGACAUGAAGGAGACCAGCACCGAGUUCAUCCUGCUCAACGUCACCUUCCCCGACAACUUCCCCUUCUCGCCGCCCUUCAUGCGGGUGCUGACGCCCCGCUUGGAGAACGGCUACGUGUUGGACGGCGGCGCCAUUUGCAUGGAGCUGCUGACCCCCCGCGGAUGGUCCAGCGCCUACACGGUGGAGGCCGUCAUGAGGCAGUUUGCGGCCAGCCUUGUAAAAGGACAGGGGCGCAUAUGUCGGAAAGCGGGCAAGUCCAAGAAGGCCUUCAGCCGUAAAGAGGCCGAGGCCACCUUCAAGUCGCUGGUGAAGACCCACGAGAAGUACGGCUGGGUGUCCCCGCCCGUGUCGGACGGCUGAGCGCCGACCCCUGACCUCCGCCCGCAAAAUGACACACCGCGCUAACUCAACGAAUCCGUCACACUCACCUUUUGCUGUAGCUUUCUAUGUGUGUGCGUGUGUGUGUGUGUGUGUGUGUGUGUGUGUUACUUGGGGGAUUUGUUUUUAAUAUGCAGACAAGUGAGCACCAUCAUCUUCAUCUUCUUCUUCAUCAUCAUCAUCAUCAUCACUUCGACAGGAAGUGACUUGUCGUCACCGCUCGCCAAGGGAAAUCCCAAGGCCCGAGAGGGAGGUGUGUGUGUGCAUUUGGAGAUCCAUUUCUUUCCUGGUUAUUAAUUUUGUUUUCUUCUUCUCAUGCACGUGCGGCUGGAGAACUUGUGAAACUGAAUGGCGCAGACUCAUCCCCGCUCCUGUUGCUCUCUCCUUGACCCCCGCCCACCCCCACCGCCGCCCCUCUCCCUUCUCCUUUUCUGCAUUCGUCUUCGUCGUCUGUGCGCGGGUGUGAGCUCAUUUGCAUAUAAAUGAAGCCGUUAAUGUUUAAUAGAUGGGCAGCGGGCCUCGCUCCCUCCUUCAUUUCCUCUUUUCUCUUUUUUUUUUUUUCGUCGACUGUUCGGUUGCCCACACUUGGAUGCAACAUGAAGAUUGUAACGUACAUGGAACUGUGCACUCUCUCUCUCUCUCUCUCUCUCUCUCUCUUUCUCUCUCUCUCUCUCUCUCUCUCUCUCUCCAAGCUGUCUCGCCCACCAUCUUUCUCUCGCGGCUAAAUUUAGAGCUCACUGUUGUGUCGAUGGAUUUUGAUUUCUAAUGGAGGAAGAAGAAGAAAAAAGGCACAUGUUGCAUUAUGCAGAGACUUUGUAUGAUACGUGGAACGAUCGUCAAUCGUCUGUUUCGGUGCGUGUUGAUGAACAAAAGGGCGGUCAUAAUUUUUGUGCGUGUGCAUGUAAGCGACAGGCCCUUUAAAAGCAGAAAAUCUGAACUGUGAAUGACACGAAGGCCUAACGAGUUAGUUUUUAAGGGACUGCACGGCUCUGUGUGAUCGGUAUGAAGCAACCAAAGUCUAGCAGGAAAUCCACUCGUGCGCACAUCUACUGUACUUGCACGGCUCGGAAUGCAGGCGGUUCGGGGGCGGGGGGUGGGGUGGGGGGAUGCUCGCCGUGUCAACGAAUGUACGCAACGUGAUUGCGCAGAGAGAGAGACAUCCGCGGCUGUUAGGGAUCGCUACUUCGAAAAUGUCAGCGGGCUGGAAGAUGGGGAGGAAUCUGUAUUGCCAACUUAAUGGAUGCACGGGGAUAAAUAAAACACGUAGGAGGCAGUUUUGGAACACCUGCAGAAGAGGAGUGAAGAAAAUAUGACGUUGCUUUUGAAAAGAUUUUUCUGCGAGGUGGAUAUUUUUGGGCUACAGCAUCAGGAAAGGACAGGAUGUGCAGAUGGGUGGAUAUUUAAAGUUGGUCACACUGCAGUGUGAAGGUACACAUGCCUGACUCCUCUAAUCAGUCUUUAGCUAGCACUAAAAUUGACGGUGGUGCAGCUGGUAAAGCGUUAGCCUCACAGUUCUGAGGAACCGGGUUCGAUCCCGGCCCCGCCUGUGCGGAGUUUGCAUGUUCUCCCCCGUACCUGCGUGGGUUUUCUCCGGCACUCUGGUUUCCUCCCACAUCUCAAAAACAUGCAACAUUAAUUGCACACUCUAAAUUUCCCGUAGGUGUGAUUAUGAGUGCGGCUAUUGGUCUCAACGUGCCCUGCGAUUGGCUGGCAACCAAUUCAGGGUGUACACCACCUCCUGCCAGUUGACAGCUGGGAUGGGUUCCAGCACUCCCCGUGACCCUUGUGAGGAUAAGCGGCAAAGAAGAUGGAUGGAUGGAUGGAUGAUGCUGUUAGGUUAACUAUAGGUGUGUAAGAAUUUCGAGAAAUCGUCCGCCACGUUUAUUCGGCGCUCUUCAGUCCACAUGAGUUCGACGCCACUCAGGCAUCUGAAAUGUGUCCGUCCUGUCAGCUCGUCUUCGGCGCGCGUUACUUCUGCUAUGUGCCAGUUAAAUGUCAUCGGCGAAGCUGCUAAUUGGGCUGACAUUUCCGCCGAGCGUCAUUAAAGGGAGACAGGCGCUUGAGAGCGAAAGGAUGGAGGAUGUCAAACCUCCCCCUCACGCCCCCCUCCGAACCCCAGCCCACCAUCCUCCACCCGCUGGCAUUUCGGUUCCCGUUGCGUUACCCCCGCUGCGUUUGUUUUAGGAGAGGAGGGCAGAUGGAGAAGUGAGGUUGAAGAAUGCGCGUCGGGGUGAGUUUUGGGGAGGAGGGGGGGUGUGGGUGUUCAUCAUAACAAAAAGACAUGACGUCAAGUUUCUUUUCCGAGUUGAUUGUAUAGUGCUCUCUUGGCUCACCGGUGCAGAAAUACUGUAAAUUGAAUUCAUAUUACACCACAAAAUAUCUCCAAGUUGAGUGUUUGCUGGUUUCAAGCCAAACCAUUUUGUGAUAUAGAUUUAGACUGAUAGCUAGCGCAGACACUAACUGAGCUUGGUUAUGUUGUAUUAUAUUUGCAUGUCAACUGUGAUUGGUAGCUACCUGCUGUAUAGUUUCUUUGUUUUUUAAGAAAAGUCGGGGGGGGAAAAAAACUGCGGAGACGAACAAAAAAAAAUGCAAGUGCUUCUUUUUGUUUUUUCGGGGAGGGCGGAGAGGAGUUUCCGUACUGUACGUGCGUUUUCUUUUUACGCGUCCUCAAAUGUCAUAUUGUCUUCUAUGAAUGUGUUUUAAUUUAUUUGUUGUUUGCCAAAAAUGAAGAUUUGAAGCAUGGUGCAGGGAUUGUCACGAGAAAAAGUAAAAUCUUACUUCGAAGGAUCUUUGUGUUUAUUUGGAGGACUGAAGGACAAAGUUGCAAAGCCUCAACAACUUGAGAAGAAAAUCCCAUCACGCCCCAAACAAAGUUGCAACGCGUCCCAAAACUUCACACCCUUCACCUUCAGUCCUGCAGUCAUUCGGCUCCGCGCGGUCCAAACUAAAAUGUGGACAGAACUUUUCCCUCCCUUCAAAUCACUGUCGUAGGAUCAGUCUUGUUCUCCCAGUGCUUCACAUCUCAUUUGUCACAUGGGCAUGUACACAUCUGACCCGAGAUCAGCUGGACAAUUCCAUUCUUCUUGACUUGAUUGUUUGGUCCAACUUAAAAAAAAAAAAAAGAAAAGAAAAGUGGGAAAAGGUUGGUUUGCAAGACCAAACAAGAAUGUGCAAUAAA
Molecule: messenger RNA, 4485 nt
Organism: Syngnathoides biaculeatus (alligator pipefish)
Lineage: Eukaryota; Metazoa; Chordata; Actinopteri; Syngnathiformes; Syngnathidae
Gene: ube2ql1
Product: ubiquitin-conjugating enzyme E2Q family-like 1
Exons: 5
Coding region: 444-1289 (281 amino acids)
Source: RefSeq, a predicted model, not a curated record